AAGUUGAAACUCGAGAGCGUGCUUGCCGGGCAUUGUAUCUCCCUUCUGUUUUGUUCUCUCUUCUCUGUGUGUGUUUCUGAGCUCUUCUCUCCUAUUUUGGGACAUUUUUUUUUGGAUUUUUUGCCUUUUGGAUCGAUGGUGAGGUUCGGAUGAGGCCAAAAGGAGGGCAGUUCCAGACGAGUUGGCGGAAAAUCUAGAAAAGAAAAAAGGGGGAAAACGAGGUGGAUUCGGCGCACGAGCGAGACCGAGAAGGGGAGAAGAGGAAAAAAAGGUGGCUUUUUAACAGGGAAAAAAAAUCCGGAAAGUUCGCUCUUUUUUGGAUCUAUAUCGGAAAAGGUGGGCUGGAGUGGUUGUUUCUGCGGUUUCCGAACCUGGGGGGUUAUCUUUCGCGGAGAAUCUUGGGUGGAUUCGAAGGAAGCCAGCUGGGUUCAUCCGUGUUGGUCCAGGGGGUGAUUGGUUGUGGGAAAAUGGUGGGUUCCUGGGGCGAAAGGGAGAGAUUUUGAUGCUGAGAACUGGAAAAGUUCCUUCCUUUGUGACCAUUUCUCGAUUCAUAGUGGGUGGAGUAGAUUUGGGAGGUGAUAAGUUUGUGGUGACAAUGGAGAAGUUUGUGAAGUUUGUGGGUUUGAAGUCUAACUUCCUCGAACCAACUCGUGACUUCUCUAGGGUUUGGUUUGCCUGCUAGAAGAAUAUCAACAACCUGGGCGGGCUGGAUGCUGGGCGGAAGACGCUUUCAGCGUUAGGUGUGAGAAUUUUGAAUUCGAGGGCUGGAGCAGGUGACGGCGGUGGACUUCUGGCUUUCCUACUUGCCUAAAGAAACUACUGUGCUUGUGAGUUAUCUUGGAACGGGCUUGCCUCAUUUGUUGCUAAAUUAUUGCAGCCUUCAGCAUUGGAAUAUUCGAGGCUUUGUAUCCAUGGAGGAAAUGAGUAUGCUCAAGAAUCACUGUAGUGCAGAAGGUGACAGGGAAUGAUGGAUCCUUUCUUUGAUGAUUGAAUUUAGGCAUCCGAGGCUUUUACUAUAUGAAAAUUUCAGUAGAACAUGAGUUCAAUUAGAUCUUGAUAUCAAUACUUCUGAUCAUUAAAAUGCCAGAGUUUUCAAAAUCUGAAACGGACUUUUCUUUUGCGGUUCUUGAUUUUGUGUUGCUGGUAGUCUUUCUAUCAUUAUGUAGUUCCCAAGGGCUAAACAUGGAAGGCCAGUACCUCUUGGAACUUAAGAGUCAAAUGACGGAUGACCUCCACUACCUUGAUAGUUGGAACCCCAAAGAUCAAACGCCUUGUGGAUGGAAGGGUGUGACUUGCACAUUUGGCUAUGAUCCUGUGGUUUACUCUCUUGAUCUAAACUCCAUGAAUCUGUCUGGAGCCAUCUCUCCGAGCAUUGGUGGCUUAGUGCACCUAACAUAUCUUGACCUUUCCUUCAAUGGGUUCUCAGGAAGAAUCCCUGCAGAAAUAGGAAAUUGCUCAAAGUUGAAGACUCUAAUCCUGAACAACAAUAACUUUGAAGGCGAAAUCCCUCCAGAAUUGGGAAAUCUCUUGCCCUUGAUUCACUGCAAUCUAUGUAAUAACAAGCUUUCUGGUUCCCUUCCUGAGGAGAUCGGAAAUCUCUCCUCGCUCGCAGAACUGGUGUUGUAUACCAAUAACUUAACAGGUCCAUUGCCUCAUUCCAUCGGCAAACUCAAGAACCUGACCAUCUUUCGAGCAGGGCAGAAUAUGAUCUCUGGAAGCUUACCUGUCGAGAUAAGUGAAUGCCAGAACUUGCAGGUGCUUGGACUUGCUCAAAACCAGCUAGGUGAUGAGAUCCCUAAAGAACUCGGGAAGCUGAGGCGCUUGACUGAACUGAUUCUUUGGGCCAAUCAACUGUCUGGAGUUAUCCCCCAGGAGCUUGGAAACUGUUCAAGCCUUCAGACCCUUGCGCUAUACCAGAAUAAUCUAGUGGGCCAUAUACCUGUGGAGAUUGGGAACCUGAAGAAUUUAGAGAAGUUAUAUCUGUACAGGAAUGGAUUGAAUGGGACGAUCCCAAAGGAGAUUGGGAAUCUUACUCUGGCAACAGAAGUAGACUUCUCGGAGAAUAUGUUGACUGGAGAAAUACCAGCAGAGUUAAGCAACAUAAAGGGCUUGCACCUGCUCUACCUCUUCCAGAACCAGCUGAAAGGUUUUAUCCCGACUGAGCUGUGUGGACUCAAGAAUUUGACUAAGCUUGAUCUUUCAAUCAACUACCUCACUGGCCCCAUCCCUAAUAGUUUGCAGUAUCUGACUGAGCUGAUCCAGUUACAACUCUUUGAUAACAUGCUGUCUGGUAGCAUUCCUCGGAGGCUUGGGGUGUAUAGUCCACUUUGGGUGGUUGAUUUUUCAGACAACCACCUCACUGGGCAAAUACCAAGACAUCUUUGCAGACAUUCUAAUCUUAUUUUGUUGAACCUAUGGUCGAACAAGCUGACAGGAAACAUCCCAACUGGUAUCACAAAUUGCAAAUCCUUGGUGCAGCUUCGUUUAGGCGGGAACAGCCUCACAGGCAGCUUCCCCUCUGAACUGUGCAAUCUGGUAAACCUAAGUACCAUUGAGCUAGGUCAGAACAAGUUUAGUGGUCCCAUUCCUCCAGAGAUAGGGAACUGUAAAGCUUUGCAAAGGCUUAACAUUCCCUGCAACUUUUUUGCUUCUGAGUUGCCAGGAGAGAUCGCUAAUCUAUCACGGCUGGUUGUCUUUAACAUUUCAUCUAACAGAUUUGGAGGAAGAAUACCUAUAUUGAUUUUCAACUGUACAAAGCUCCAGAGACUUGAUAUCAGCCAGAAUCGCUUUGUGGGCACAUUACCAAAUGAAGUUGGAAACCUCCUGCAGUUGGAAUUGCUGAUUCUUUCUGAUAAUAGGCUAUCUGGAAAUAUACCCUUGAUUUUAGGACAGCUUUCUCGUUUGACAGAGUUGCAGAUGGGUGGUAAUCAGUUUAGUGGUAGAAUCCCAGAGGAAUUAGGUGGACUUUCAAGCUUGCAAAUUGCAAUGAAUCUCAGCUAUAACAAUCUUUCUGGGUCUAUGCCACAAGAACUUGGAAAUCUUGCUCUAUUGGAAUUUCUUUUACUCAAUAAUAAUCACUUAACUGGUGAAAUCCCAUCCACAUUUGCAAACUUAUCCAGUUUACUUGGUCUUAAUGUCUCGUACAACAAUCUCACUGGUCCUCUUCCCCAGAUUUCUUUGUUUCAAAACAUGCCCUUGAGCAGCUUUGUAGGAAAUAAAGGGCUUUGCGGUGGACCUCUUGGUGAAUGUGUUGGAUCUCCAUCUUCGUCUACUCCAUCAUCAUUGAGAACAAGAACCCCCUUGGGGAAGAUCAUUGCUAUAAUCGCUGCUGCUGUUGGAGGGAUUUCACUUGUUCUUAUUGCUGUGAUUGUAUAUUUUAUGAGAAGACCGCUUGAGACUGUCGCUCCUUUGCAGGACAAGCAGCUUUCUUCUGCAGCAUCAAGCAUGUACAUUUCCCCAAAGGAGGGAUUUACAUUCCAAGAUCUGGUUGCUGCCACAAAUAAUUUUGAUGAGGGCUUCGUAAUUGGAAGAGGUGCUUGUGGGACGGUAUACAGAGCAGUCAUGCAGUCUGGACUGACUGUUGCUGUAAAGAAGUUAGCAUCAAAUAGAGAGGGGAGCAAUACAGACAACAGCUUUCAUGCAGAGAUUUUGACUCUUGGAAAGAUAAGGCAUCGAAACAUUGUGAAGCUAUAUGGUUUCUGCAAUCACCAGAGCUCCAAUUUUCUUUUGUACGAGUACAUGUCAAGAGGCAGCCUGGGUGAGCUGCUUCACAGGGGAUCUUCUUCUAGCCUUGACUGGGAUACACGUUAUAUGAUUGCCCUUGGAGCUGCGGAGGGGCUUUCAUAUUUGCACCAUGAUUGUAAGCCCCGCAUCAUUCACCGAGAUAUCAAGUCUAACAAUAUUUUACUUGAUGAAAAUUUUGAAGCACAUGUUGGAGAUUUUGGAUUGGCAAAGCUAAUUGAUAUGCCAUACUCAAAAUCAAUGUCUGCAGUUGCUGGAUCUUAUGGGUACAUAGCACCUGAAUAUGCUUAUACAAUGAAGGUCACAGAAAAAUGUGAUAUUUAUAGUUAUGGAGUUGUCCUUUUGGAGUUGCUGACUGGAAGAACACCUGUUCAGCCAUUAGACCAAGGUGGUGACCUUGUUACGUGGGUAAGAAAUUACAUUAAGAACAAUUCUUUGACUCCUGGAAUACUUGAUGGUAAAUUGAAUCUAAAAGACAAGAAUGCUGUCGAUCACAUGAUCACAGUUCUGAAAAUUGCUUUGUUGUGUACAAGAAUGUCACCAUUUGAUAGACCACCAAUGCGGCAAGUUGUACUGAUGCUGAUUGAGUCUAAAGAGAGAGCUGGGGGCUUUGCAUCCUCACCAGUUUCUGAUCUCUCACCAAAGGACAAUCACUCAUAAUGUAUUUGUAUGCUGCAUUGAUUAAAGUAUAAGUUUUUGCUUA
Messenger RNA from Phoenix dactylifera (date palm), 4444 nucleotides. RefSeq lists its product as uncharacterized. Gene Ontology annotation, biological process: protein phosphorylation. Gene Ontology annotation, molecular function: ATP binding; protein kinase activity; receptor serine/threonine kinase binding. Lineage: Eukaryota; Viridiplantae; Streptophyta; Magnoliopsida; Arecales; Arecaceae. The record is from RefSeq and is a predicted model, not a curated record.